UAGCAGCCCCUCUCCACUUAUUUUCUAUCUUCAUCUCUUCCUCAAUUUCUACCUUUCUCUCCUAUCCCUUUUUCUUCCACCCCAAAAAACCCUAAAAGGAGCACAAACACCUCCAAUCCUUCCUUCUCUAGCUGCUCAUAAGAAGAAUAAGGUAUGUUUUUCAUUUGUUCUUAUCAUUUGGGUUAGUUUUUGUUUGUUCAUAUUAGAAUAUACCUAUUAACCAAUCCCCCAAAUCUGUAAAAAUUUGAUUUUAUGAUGAUGUUCGGAAGAAUAGGCCAGCCACAUGAUUUUCUGUUCGACCAGUCUUGUUUUGAUUCGAAUACUGAUUUGUUGCGAUUUGUGAUAUGAAACACCCAAAACAUGCUGGUUUUCUCGUCAUAUAGGUCAACCUUAUUCACCCAUGGUCGUCCAAUAAUGGUUGAUUGAAACUCGGUUUUAAAUCUACAAGUUAAGGGGUUUUUUCGUACUGUUAUUCUCAAUCCCAAAAUUGGUCGACCUAUUCUAUUUUGUUUCGUUAGUCUAAGUCAAUUGGACUCAUUUGUGGAUGUUUUGUUGCUUUUGCUUGGUAUAGAUAGGUCAACCUAUUUCCUAUGAGUUCGACUUAAUUCUUGUUUGGUUUCGUCAAUCCUAUAAAUUGGAAUUGUCUUGGAUGUUUUUUUUUUGCUUCUGCUUCGUACAUGAAGGUCGACCUAAUUUAUGGGAGGUCGGCCUAAAAUGUUUUGUUUCGUCAAUCUAAGAGAAUUGGACUCCUUUUCUGGAUGUUUUUUUUUUGCUUCUGCUUGGUACAUGGAGGUCGACCUAAUUUAUGGGAGGUUGACCUAAAAUGUUUGGUUUCGCCAAUCUAAGUGAAAUGGACUCCUUUGUGGAUGUUUUUUUUUCUUCAGCUUGGUACAUGGAGGUUGACCUAAUUUAUGGGAGGUCGACCAUGUCUGUAGUUGUAUGCUUCUGUUUGGUAGAGUCGACCAAUAUGCAGUGAGGUCGACAAAAUCAGUUUUCCUUUGGCUAAUGUGAAGAAGUUAUUCUUUGAUCUCAGGAUGUUUCAAGGAAAGAAGAAAAGAAAGUCAGACAAAGUUGCUGCCUCAUCAGCUUCUGAAUGGGAAGAGUUCAAUCCUACGUUGUAUCAGACCAAAAUUCAAAGCGACAAAUAUGAAGACAACAAAAUGCAAGGUUGCUUCGAUACUUCCCCUGAAGAAGACGUGGCAAUGUGUUUGGUGUUGCUGUCGAGGGACAUCAAAUGAAAGCGAAGAUUCAGCAAUGAAAGCGACGAACUUAAAGAAGAAGAAGAAGAAAUGAGAAGAUAGGGGAAGCGUCGUGGCGGAAUAGGAAAGAAGAGAAAGGGGGGAAGGAAAAUAAAAAUUAAUUAGUUAA
Messenger RNA from Linum trigynum, 1368 nucleotides. NCBI's taxonomy places the organism in Eukaryota, Viridiplantae, Streptophyta, Magnoliopsida, Malpighiales, Linaceae. The record is from the annotation of a GenBank genome assembly.